AUGAUCAAAUCCAACACUAGCAACGAUCAUAAAGAAAGAUCAAACACAUUGUCAUCAAGUGCAACAAGAACAACCAAGCAAAAAGAUUCAAGUCUUAAUUUUUUAGCUUCCAAUUUAUCAAAGACAAUGGGAAUUGAGUCGUCUUUGAGUACCACUAGACCUAAAAGCAGGGGAGUGUCCCCUGCUAGUAGACCUAAAAGCAGGGGAGAGUCCCCUGCUGGAAGGCCAAAAAUCCUGGGAGCUCAGUUUCCAGGAUUUUCUGAUGAAACUCCACCUAAUCUCAAGACAAACCGGUCCCUGUCAGCAAACAGGGGCCGGCCUAACCAAUCAACUAACCAAAGGCCAGGAUCAUCAUCAUCGUCCUCUUCUUCAACGUCAAUACCUUCUACAAAACCAAUAAGACGACAAUCUUGUUCACCUAGUGUAACGCGUGGACGAAAACAAGAGAUUAGUACAAGUAGUACAAAUAUUCAACAUGGGAAUGGUACAACACAAGUUCUUGGUAGCAAAAUGCUUGACAAGUUCAUGAAUGCUAGGAAGUCAAUUCAUGAAGAGAAGGCAAAAUUGACUAGUUCAAUGAAUGAGAGCUCUGGUUUUGGAAGGCACAUUUCAAGAAUUUCAGCAAAUAUGGCUCACAAGCACAUGGUAAGUGUAUCUAAUUUACUUGUUACUCCCUUCAUCUCAAAUUAUCUAUCGUAUUUCUCUUUUACACGUCUCUUCAGAAAAUAUUAA
Molecule: messenger RNA, 732 nt
Organism: Solanum verrucosum
Lineage: Eukaryota; Viridiplantae; Streptophyta; Magnoliopsida; Solanales; Solanaceae
Exons: 2
Coding region: 1-732 (243 amino acids)
Biological process (GO): cortical microtubule organization
Cellular component (GO): cortical microtubule
Source: RefSeq, a predicted model, not a curated record